Molecule: messenger RNA, 1693 nt
Organism: Trifolium pratense (red clover)
Lineage: Eukaryota; Viridiplantae; Streptophyta; Magnoliopsida; Fabales; Fabaceae
Product: spermine synthase-like
Exons: 11
Coding region: 257-1345 (362 amino acids)
Biological process (GO): spermidine biosynthetic process
Cellular component (GO): cytosol
Molecular function (GO): spermidine synthase activity
Source: RefSeq, a predicted model, not a curated record
UCCAUUUUUUCUCUCAAACAAGCAAAGCAAAGGGACAGAGACACAGAGAGAGAGAGAGAGAGAGAAAGAUAAAGAAGUUCGAUUGAUAGAUUAUAGAUAGAGAGAGUGAGAGAGAGAGAGAGUUAUCUGUCGUUUAUCUAUCUUCCGGCGAGUCCUUCUCCGACUGUGAGAGAGAGAGAGAGUACAGUCUUCAACACUCUCACCGACGAUAUUCAUACCGGACAGAGACUGGAGCCAGUGAAGAAAAGGGUCAUUUAUGGGAGACGCCGUAGAAAGAGGUUUGGAAUGCCAGAAGACUAUGGAUGGGAAGGAGAAUAAGAGUAAUGGUUUAGAGAAGGAUAUUCCUUCAUGCUGUUUGAAAGCCAUGGCUUCAGCCCCUGAGUUGGAGGCAAAUUGUCACUCUACCGUUGUUUCUGGGUGGUUCUCAGCAUCUCAAACUCGCUCCGGGAAAUCUGGGGAAGUUGUUUAUUUCAACAACCCAAUGUGGCCAGGAGAAGCUCAUUCAAUCAAGGUAGAAAAAAUAUUGUACAAGGAAAAGUCAGAGUACCAAGAGGUCUUGGUUUUUGAGUCAUUAACUUAUGGGAAAGUUCUUGUACUUGAUGGGAUUGUUCAGUUGACUGAGAAGGAUGAAUGUGCUUACCAGGAGAUGAUAGCUCAUCUUCCCCUCUGUUCCAUUCCGUCCCCCAAAACGGUUUUAGUUGUUGGUGGUGGAGAUGGUGGGGUUCUGAGGGAAAUAUCCCGCCACAGCUCUGUGGAGCAUAUUGAUAUUUGUGAGAUAGAUAAGAUGGUUAUUGAUGUUUCUAGGAAAUUUUUCCCAGAGUUAGCUGUUGGGUUUGAUGAUCCUCGUGUACACUUGCAUGUUGGUGAUGCUAUUGAAUUUCUUAGACGUGCUCCCGAGGGGAGGUAUGACGCAGUAAUUGUCGAUUCCUCAGAUCCUGUGGGUCCUGCCCAGGAACUUGUAGAGAAACCAUUUUUUGAGACUAUAUCUAAGGCAUUAAGACCUGGCGGAGUUCUUUGUAAUAUGGCAGAAAGUAUGUGGCUUCAUACACACCUUAUUCAAGACAUGAUCUCCAUUUGUCUGCAAACAUUUAAAGGUUCUGUUCAUUAUGCAUGGACAAGUGUUCCAACAUAUCCAAGUGGUGUGAUAGGAUUUCUUCUAUGCUCAACAGAGGGGCCGCACGUUGAUUUUGUGAACCCCAUCAAUCCUAUUGAAAAGUUAGAAGGUGCUGAUAAGCGUGGAAGGAAACUUAGGUUCUAUAACUCAGAGAUACAUUCGGCUGCUUUUGCACUUCCUGCUUUUCUGAAGAGUGAGGUGAGGUUGCUCCGCGAUUAUUCUCGUCAGUAGCAAUGCUUGUUUGCCUAUUGUACCGCUAGUCAUUCGAGGAAAUAGAUCAAUGUGGGAGAUAUAGGAACCUGGUGUGAUUAUUUGUGGGAGAAAUAGGAACCUGGUGUGAUUAUUUAUGUCAUCCAAUUCCGUUUGUGAACCCAUUUAGCUUCGUUAAACUCUGGGCGAUUUUGGAUGGCACUAAUUUAUCAUAUUAUUAGCCUCUGUGGUUACGUUUAAGCUUGAAAGCAUGCAUUGCCAGUUACUAUUAAUGUAUUGAAAUAAUUUGGGAUGCAGAUUGUGGAUUUUAACCAAUAUAAUUUUGUAUUUGUCAAUAAAAUAUAAUAUAAUUUCCCAUUGAAAUGCUUA